GACCCUGUGGUCACUGUGUAGUGAGUGUGCGAUAAUCACAGGAGCCAACAAGUGGUGUCGCUCAAAAUAGCCUACUUGCGCAAUGUCUGAUAUUCCAACUUCACUGUAAGACCACACAAACCAAAGUGCAAGUCACAAACAGGGACAAACCAGAUAGCUGAGCAAAGCUGUGUGUGCACGUUGCGAGACUUGCAAGACUUACAUUUUAAACAAUGGCCUGUCAAGAAGUAGGUCCAGGGUAUAAAAGCCCCCUUGAUGCAAUGAGGAAUGCUCCGCGGGAAAAGAUUGUCUAUGUGCCUUGCAUUCGUAGAAACACCGCAACAACUGGACCCGAUUAUUUGGCCACUGUGGAUAUUGAUCCUCAUUCAAAGAAUUACUGCAAAGUUAUCCAUCGCCUGGACAUGCCCUACUUAGGAGAUGAGCUUCAUCACACUGGCUGGAAUGCCUGUUCAAGCUGCUAUGAUGAUCCCACGAAGAAACGAAAUCGCUUGGUUAUGCCUUCUUUGAUGAGCACUCGCAUUUACAUUGUUGACACUGACACUGAUCCUGUUCAACCCAAAAUUUACAAGAUUGUGGAACCUGAAGAGGUUUACCAAAAGACUGGUCUUGGCAAUCCCCACACUGCCCAUUGUUUGGCUAAUGGUCAAGUUAUGAUAAGCUGUUUGGGAGAUCCAAAAGGAAAUGCCAAAGGUGGCUUUGUCAUCUUGGAUGGAUGUUGUGAUUUUGCUGUACAGGGGAACUGGGAAAAGCCUGGAAACACCACUGAAUUUGGCUACGACUUCUGGUAUCAGCCCAAAUUUAAUGUUAUGAUCAGCAGCCAGUGGGGAACUCCUAAAGUACUGAUGAAUGGAUUUAAUCCAGAAGAUUAUGAGAAGGGUCAUUAUGGUCACAGUAUUAAUGUAUGGGAUUGGGAUAACCAUAUUCUCAAGCAGACUAUUGACCUGGGGAAGGUUGAAGGGGCCAUACCCUUGGAAGUGCGCUUCAUGCACAACCCAGACAGACCAGAGGGCUUCGUUGGAUGUGCCUUAAGCACUAAUGUGUUCCGUUUCUACAGGACUGAGAGGGUUCAAUGA
Messenger RNA from Lingula anatina, 1073 nucleotides. Its product is annotated as methanethiol oxidase. The record is from RefSeq and is a predicted model, not a curated record. Lineage: Eukaryota; Metazoa; Brachiopoda; Lingulata; Lingulida; Lingulidae. Gene Ontology annotation, molecular function: selenium binding.